This is a messenger RNA of Closterium sp. Yama58-4, 738 nucleotides long. Lineage: Eukaryota; Viridiplantae; Streptophyta; Zygnematophyceae; Desmidiales; Closteriaceae. The record is from the annotation of a GenBank genome assembly.
AUGGAUCCCCAGCCACGCAGUUUCAACGGGGUGGACGAGUCACAGCUGCACCUGGUGCAGCACGAGACAUGCAAGCUGGAGAAGGUGGGGGGGCGAGGAGGGGACGACUACGGUGCGUGGAGCCUCUGCACCAAUCACGUGCGGCCAGGUGGCGUCGUGUACUCGUUUGGCAUCGGUGCUGACGUGUCGUUUGACAACGGCAUGGUCAACCGCGGCCAUAAGGUGUUCGGAUUUGACCCCACAGUUCCCCCCGAGCGCGUGCAAGCCAUGUUCAAGGACCACCACAAUCGCGACCAGCCGGCCGCCUUCCAGUUCCGUCAGCUCGGCCUGGCCGGCACGGACGGCAUCGUCACCUUCUUCCACUCCAAGAACCCGCGUGUGCAGUCCAUGACGGCCGUCAAGCCGGAGAAACUUGCCGGCCGGUUCGAGAGCCAGGGUAUGCCGGCGCCGGUGCUGCGAUUGCCGACGUUUAUGUGCGCGAACGGCCACGGAUUCGUGGAUGUGCUGAAAAUGGAUGUGGAGGGCGUGGAGUUUGACGUGUGCGACGCGUGGCUUCGCAUGCGAUCGCCGCUGCCGUUCGGGCAGAUUUUGAUUGAGUUUCACGAUCGCAUGGUAACGGAUGCGAAGGCGCGCAAGGGCGCGUGCCUGCGCGCGCUACAGCGGAACGGGUUUGUGGAGGUGUACGUGAGCGACAACUUUCAAGAAGCCACGUACGCUCGCAUGGCUCCCAAGGGAUGA